This is a messenger RNA of Colletotrichum spaethianum, 1446 nucleotides long. RefSeq names its product sporulation-specific protein spo7. Gene Ontology annotation, cellular component: cytosol; ribonucleoprotein complex; nucleus. The record is from RefSeq and is a predicted model, not a curated record. The transcript is spliced from 5 exons. Lineage: Eukaryota; Fungi; Ascomycota; Sordariomycetes; Glomerellales; Glomerellaceae. Gene Ontology annotation, molecular function: poly(U) RNA binding; poly(A) binding; mRNA 3'-UTR binding. The coding region runs from base 1 to 1446 and encodes 481 amino acids.
AUGGACCCCAAGCACUCUAUCGCAUUUGCCAGUGCCGGCAACCACCACAUCCCCGGCAAUCACGUUACCCAGUUCCCCGAGAACCAGUUGGCCGGCAUGAUGGGCGGCGUUGACUCCUUGGCUGGCGCCAUCAGCCAGUUUCAGGGCAUGACCUUGGGCAACGGCAUGUCCCACAACGCCAGCGGUAUAGGACAGAUGGCUACUGCCCACACAUACAUGCUUCCACAGGACUACAUACUCGCUUCCCAUCUGCCCUCUGCCAUGGGAAUGGAGCAUCUCACCCAGGGUCCGUAUGGUCCCGCCCCCGGUGGCUACUUGGCGGCGCCCGGACAGUUCAGCCCAUACGUCCCAUACCCAAUGAUGCCAUUCACCCCCGGACGUGCUGUCAGCGGUAGCACGGCUCUCCAGGACCGUACCAAUCGCGGCCACAAUGACUUGCCAGGCCUCGAAAACCGUCGUCACAGUGGUGGCUCCUAUACCACCACCGAAUCCGCUCCUACAACUCCUUUCUACAACGGAGUUAGCAAGAACGACAAGGUUCCUCGUGUCGCUGCGCUCGACCGAUCGACGUACACCACGCCCUCUCCCCAGCAAGUUGUCGGCGGCAACAUCUUCGUUGAACCUGCUUCCAAGCAGGGCGUCAUCAACAUCCCCGUUGACCGCAACUUGGAGGAACUUCUCAAGCAGGAUCCCGCUGUGCCCAAGGCCGUUCCCGCUGUGUUCACCCCCGCCACCCAGAUGAAGACUCUGGAUCAGAGUUUGGAGAACCGUAUCCCGGGUAACCGAAACGUCUACAUUCGUGGUCUUCACCCAACCACUGACGACGACCUCUUGUUUCGGUUUGCAGCCCGCUUUGGCGACGUCGAGACAUCCAAGGCAAUCAUUGACACUUCCACGGGUGCUUGCAAGGGUUUCGGCUUUGCCAAGUUCUAUCACGUCCGCGACUCUGAAAUGUGUAUUCGAGGUUUCCACCGUCUUGGUUACGAAGUUGGAUUCGCCCGUGAAUCUUUCAACUCUCGCCUCAAGGCUGAGGGCGACGAGGGUUCCACCAACUUGUACAUCUCUAACCUUCCCAAGAGUUUGACCGAGAAUGACCUCGGGGACAUCUUCAGAGGCUACCACAUUAUGUCGUCCAAGAUCCUUCGUGACAGUAUGGGCAAUAGCCGCGGUGUUGGCUUCGCUCGUUUCGAGUCUCGCGACGUGUGCGAUGCUGUCAUUAAGCAGUUCAACAGCAUCCCCAUCGGCGAGGAGGGAAUGGUGAUGAACAUCCGCUACGCCGACACUCCUAGUCAGAAGGAGCUCAAGCGGGUGACCGCCGAGCGCCGACAGUUCCGCACUAACGAGUACAACAUUGGUGCCUACGGCACUCCUCUUGUUGGCAUUCAGCCCAACAUGUAUAACCAGCCAGCCUGGAAGCGUGCUCUGCAUGCCACCGCCAACGCGUGA